AUGUUACAGUUAGCUGUGAAACGUGCUUCUAUUAAAAUAUUUCAAGAACUGAUUUCCAAAGGCGCAGAUAUAUUUACUGUAUCAGUAGAGGGUAAAAAUUUACUGCAGGAAUAUUUCACACCUUUACCUCGAGAAUUUGAAAAUUGUAAUGCUCUAAAUUUGCAUCAAUAUAAACUUUAUAAUGAUAAAAUUGAGAAUAAUGAAAAUUCUCUCAGUUUAUAUUCAUCUUGUACUCCUAGUAUUGAACCGUUUGAGGCUGUAUCUUUAAAAAUGGGUUUAUGUGCAUGUUUCGAUUCCUUACAUAAUAACAAUCAAGAUACAUUUACAAAUCAAUUUCAAAUCAUCAUGUUGCUUAUAAAAUCUGAAAGAUUAUAUCUUGAUUAUGUUAAAAAUGCAGAGGCCUGUAUAUUUACUAGUAAUCUCAAAGAACAGAGAAGAACUUUGAUUCAGCAAAUGCAAGUUUUAAAGAUAUAUAUUUUAUUAUGUAGUACAUUGAAAGCACAUAUCACUCCAUGUUCUAAUCUCAUAUAUAAUAAAAAUCGAACCCAACUACUUAAAACUAUAAAGAAUGAUUUUAUUGGUUGUGAUAAAGAUAUUUAUAGAGUUUACAUUCAAGAAGGCGACACUUAUAAUGCUUCUUCGCUCGAAGAAGUAAAAGUUUGGCCAAAACGCAUUCAUUACUGUUCCGAAGCCAAGCCAUGCGAAAUAGCCGUUCAAGGGCAAUAUCUUGAUAAAGGAGACAUGUUUAUAGUAAUUCCUUAUACUAGUGACUGUGGAACUAAAAACACCCCAGUUUUUUCAAAAGCAGUUUUGGAUAAUAUUAUCAUUUAUGAUCUUAGUGAACACGUUAUAACAGAUGAUUCAUCGCACAAUUCGACAUAUUAUGUUGCUACCUUCAAAAUUGACUUGCCUGAUUAUGUUAAAAACGCUAAAAUAUGUUAUUUAACAAAGAAAUCGCUUUUAAAUACUUCAGAAACUGAUAUAAAUAACAUAAGCUCUGAUUAUUUUUGGCAAGAAGCAGGCGCAAUUCAAAUUAGACCAGACAUUUUGUUUCAGUGUGAUUUUAAACAUCAAAACUUUGAAGAAUAUGGAAUAAAAAUUAUUCAACACGAAAGAGAUCUAAAUUUAAUUUGGACAAUCAGCAAUCCACUAGCUAGAUUAAUUGAAACUGAACCUAAAAAUAUCGAUAACGUAGAUCAUUUACAACUCGCGGUUUAUGAUAUAGAUAAUCAACGAAAAACUGAUCUUGUUACCGAAUCUAAUAAUAAUAACUACGCUCUUUUUCGUAAUCCAGGUUAUAUUGGAUCCGGGCAUCUUGCUUCAUUGCUCUUACCUCCUUUAAUUUUAUCUGAUGAAGAUUAUUGCUUAGAGUUUUAUUAUUACAUGAAUGGAGUGGACACGAAUAGUUUAGAGAUUAGUUACUUUACAAAAGAGAUAGGAAAUAAAUCUCUGAAACCAAAGUCGUCAGUUGUCAAUUACUUAUGGAAGGAAAAUGGUAAUAAAGGUUCACAGUGGAAUCAGGCAAGGAUAAAUUUAAAACUGAUUAGAAAGCAAAUGAUAAACAUUUUUAUUACAGCCACUUCUGGUCUUUCUGAGCUAGCCUCUAUAGCAUUCAAGGAUAUUCAUAUAUCAGAAGGCAAAUGUGCGAGCCAGAAUCUUUUAACGCAGAAUAAUUUUUCAACAAACGAUUAUUCAAUUUGUGGAGAGGCAAGAAUGAUGGCAAGUUAUUUUCCCCAAAAUAAACAUUGGACUAUAGAUGGAGCAUUGUCAUGUAGUGGACGAGGUUCUUCUCUUCUUGCAGUUACAGGAAUUUGGGUUAAAUGUUGUCUUCCAUCAUUUGGUAAUUAUAUUGUUCGCUUUAACGAUACUUCAAAGGAAGGUUGGUUAGAUAGUUUAUUUGAACUAAAAUUUUUCAAUAAAAAAUAUACUGUAAUGAAAAACUUUAACAAGUCUGAUAACAUGAUAGCAAUCGAUAUUACAAUUGGAACAAUAUAUAUUUUAAAUUUGGAAUACCAUCCACAGACUAUUAUCAUUCAAGUAAGAACUUUAUACCCAAAUUUGAAAGUCUAUUGUGGGCUUACAGAAGCUAUGAAAAACGAGUCUGUUAGAUUUCCAAUACCAACACGAGAAAUAUUAAAAGAAUAUGGUGUUCAAGCCAACAAAAUAAGUGAAGUAAACAAUGAUACUUUGACAGUUGAAAUAACUGGUUCUUUUGUGAAGGAAAAUAUCAUUUUUGAUGUUUAUUGUUAUUCUGAAGUUGUAGAUAGCAGCGAAAUUAAAAAUUAUAUGGCAUUUAGCGAGACUAGCAUAGAAAAUUUAGAAAUGACAAAUGAAGAGAUCGCGGCGACCAGGAGGCGAAUCAUAACUGAUACAAGUCCCACACAACUGAGUUUAUUAAAAAUUACAUACCAAGAUACAACAGUUAAUAUCACGCUAAAAGUAGAUGAAAAAUCAAUAGUAUGGUGUUACACACUUCCUAUAAAUAGCUCUGUUCAAAUUAAUAACGAUAUGAUAAGAAGUCUCGGUCUUCAACUUAACUAUGCCGCCGCUACUACGCAAAAUUUUGUUUUUAAAAACUUAAAAAUAAACACCAUUUAUCAAUUGUAUUGUACAGCACAAGAUUUUGCCUAUCCUAAAAAAAACAUAACACCCAAUGAAAUUGCUAAAAUUUCUAUGAAAGAUAUUAACGGUAAAUCCGUUAAUAUAUUAAUUCAAAAUCACGUUCCCAAACUAACUAUAACACGUGUAGUUGUUGUGAAUCAUGGUUUUGAUCUUUCCGUUCAAACGGAUACGGCGGGCAUAGUUUAUUGUGCAGCUUCAAAAGCAAAACGAUCGCCUCCUAGUCUAGCAAAUGUGCUUGAAGUAGCUUCUUUCGUUCGUUUCGAAGAAAGUGAUGCAGACAUUAAUUUAGCAUCUGAGAAUAUACUUAAAAUCAGAGGAGUAGAACCAAAUGUUCAGUAUAAAAUAUAUUGUAUUGCCUCUGAUUUGAACAAAGAAAAUUAUACAAGUGAAUCUGAAAUGAUAACAAAUAGCCUGUCAAUAACUAGUUAUGGAAACUUUUGUAAGGCCGAAGUAUAUCCGAAACUCUUUAGCCGAACGACAGAAAAAACUCCCUUCGAUCCCAUAACAACUGAAGAAGAAGUUUUGGUGAAAAGUUUUUUAGCAAACUCGUCAGACUGGAAUGUUGAAUUAAUUUAUCGAAUCGAUUUAUUCCUUGAUAAAAAAAAAAUUUAUGAUUAUUACGAUAAUAGAGGUGAACUACCAGAUCGAUAUGCCCGAGUGCGUUUAGGUCGUUGUUUGUCCGAUCAUGGAUUCUACGAGCAAUUAGUUGUUGGUCCACUUAACGCUAACAAAAUGGAAUGGCGUCGCAUUGCAAAUCCUAGAAAAACUUCUUGUUCUGGAUAUAAAACCGAUGAUUGUGUACGACCUACUAUAAACGCAUACGACGAUUGUCUUUAUAUUGGAAAUAUAAUAUCUUUCACCGAUGACGAGAUAUUUAAUGAUAAAUUUUUUGUUGGUUUAAAUUAUGAUUGGAAUGAAUUUAAUGGUGGAGUAUAUUGGAAUAAUCUGUUUUAUGAAAAUUUAACUAACCUAAAGAACGACAUACGUAAAAAUAGAGAAUUAAUAAGUAUUAAAGAAGUAGAACAAAAGACGUUGCGGAAUUUGGAAGCAAAACCUUUUGCUGGAGGUCCAGGUACUGCUGGGGUAGACAUUCCCGUGAAAAAAUAUAGAAGUGGUUUAGAGUAUCGUUUACCUCCAGAACAUGUGGAACCAAACGGUAAAAGAUAUGAGAUAAAAGUACAUCCAAAAGAUAAUAGUUAUACAAUUUCUUAUUUAGGCUGGAGUUUCAUUAUAACUAAUGACAGAGAUAAAUCUUUACAAUUUUGGAAUGUAUACUUUCAAAAUGAGCGCAUUCUGUUCAAUAUGGGCUUACAAGAAGCAAUGGCACAUUAUACUGUUGCUGAACGUACUUUUUUUUUUAUGGAUUCUUGGUACGGAGGUUUAGGUGGUUCAGCCAGACCUAUACUAAGAGGCUAUGAGUGUCCUAAAACUGGAGUUUUGUUAUUUCACAAUCAAAGUGUGUGUAUUUUUGAAAAAGAUGAAGCACGACCCAUAAGAUCUCAUUACAGAUCAGGCAAUAUAAAAGAUGCGGCAGGUCACUACAGUUUAAACGUCAGACAAAUGAUAACGGUCAGUAAUUAUGAUUAUAUUGUGACAUAUACUUUUCAUUCAUCAGGCCAUCUUGAAUCAACUAUUUCAUUUACCGGAGAAUUGUAUGCUGGUGUCGAGAUACCGUGGUACUCAGCAAGACAAGAGCCAUAUGGAACGCAAGUAACUGGAUCUUUACGGAUGGGUGCACUACACGCUCACUUGGCUGUAUGGAAAUAUGAUUUUGAUUUAAUGAAUUAUGAAAAAAAUUCAGUUUAUUUUGAAGAAGUCAUUGCGGAUCCGAAGCGUUCUGGAGCAAAUUUUAUGAAAAAAUACUUUCCAUCAAGAGAAAAAGAAGCUGCGAUAAAAAUAACUGACUCUCGUAGCAUUGGAUAUAGUAUAGUAGCAGACAACAAUACGAUAUAUAACAAUCCUAGAGGUUGGAGAGCUGUACCUAGUGUCAGUUGGAGUCCACAUUUACUUAACCAUGAUUUAUAUAAUGGGCCAGGAGCUUGGGCGAAGUAUAAAAUAUUUACAACAGUGUAUAAAGAAUCAGAACUUGAUGCUACGCUACCCAGAGACAAUAAAUUCGCAGCUGACUAUGCAGUUUCGGUCGAAAAUUACAUUUCAGAUGAUGAACCAGUCAAAUCCGCUGAUUUAGUUACCUGGAUGUCUAUGAAUUUCAUGCACAUACCAGCAAGUGAAGAUUACCCACUAACAAUCCCGAUAGGUAACACUUUAAGCUCUAUGAUACGACCUUUUAAUUGGUUUUUAGAAGAUCCUACGAUGGAUUUAAGUAACAAUUUAGCUAAUCAAAAAAAAGACAGAGGUCCAUGCGCUAUUGUUCGCCAAUCAAUAAAAACAGCAAUGACUACAAAACACAUGGUAGGACCAGUUGUUGCUUAG
Molecule: messenger RNA, 5055 nt
Organism: Dermatophagoides pteronyssinus (European house dust mite)
Lineage: Eukaryota; Metazoa; Arthropoda; Arachnida; Sarcoptiformes; Pyroglyphidae
Source: RefSeq, a predicted model, not a curated record